GUUUUCGUUUUAUAUGAUAGGUACUACAGUCUAGAUUCAGCCUUGAAUAAAUUUAAUAUAUUAAAAUAUAGCCGAAUACGGAGACUUCGGUAUACUCAGCAAGCGUGUUACCAAUAGUGGGGGAGUCUAACCAGUUCACCUCUAGAAAACAGGGGAUUAAUAAAAGUAUAGAACCCCGGGGUAAUCCUCUGGGCCAAGUUUUAACUUGAAUGUUGUUCGUCUGUACCUGCCUACCUACAAUUUGAGUUCAACGGUCAACCAAUUACCUAGGUGCCCGCUAUUAAUUUAAUUAAUUAUUUAAUUAAUUAGGCCUGGAGGGAGGAACAGCUGCCCUCGAGCAAUCCAUAAAACUGGCUUACUCAACGCUGCGGAGAGUCGCCGGAGCUGUGGUCGGCGAGAUGCCCCACCGUCUACUCAGCACAACCUCUAACUCCAACCCCGCAGCCCGGCUUUCUAUCAUAUCACGACACUUAUCAGCUACUUCUCAUACUCCUAAUACUCUCAAUACUGCAACUCACCGCCGUAGCUUCUCUUCCUCUCCGUCCGUGAAUAUGUCGUCUCAGCCCGAACACUCCACCUUGCUCAUCCCGGGCCCCAUCGAGUUUGAUGAUGCUGUUCUACAGUCCAUGAGCCAUUAUAGCGAGUCUCAUGUCGGCCCAGGUUUCGUUAAUACCUUUGGCGAAGCCUUAUCCAUGCUACGCAAGCUCUUCCAGACCACCUCUUCGACUUCGCAGCCAUUCGUCAUCUCUGGGUCAGGAACUCUAGGUUGGGAUCUAGUAGCAGCGAAUCUUGUCGAGGCGGGUGAGGAUGUUCUGGUUCUGAGCUCCGGUUACUUCAGCGAUGGCUUUGCCGACUGCCUCAAGGUCUACGGCGCGAAUGUCGACAUACUCAAGGCCCCCGUAGGUAGCCGACCCCAGCUACCCGAGAUCGAAAAGGCAUUGAAGAGCAAGAAGUACAAGGUGGUCACGGUCACCCAUGUCGAUACAUCAACCGGUGUGUUGAGCGAGCUCCAGAAGCUUUCCGAAACCGUACAGAGUGUGUCACCGGAUACCUUGCUCAUCGUGGAUGGCGUUUGCAGUGUGGCCAGCGAAGAGAUUGAGUUCGAUGCGUGGAAACUUGACGGCGUCAUAACAGCAAGCCAGAAGGCCAUUGGCUGUCCUGCGGGCUUGUCUAUAUCCAUGUUUAGCGGGAAGGCAAUGGACGCAUUCAAGGCGAGAAAGAAUCCGCCAGCAUCGUACUUCGCUUCGAUGAAGAACUGGACACCCAUCAUGCAAAACUACGAAGCAAAGAAGCCGUCAUACUUUGCAACCCCGUCACCACAACUUAUCCACGCUCUUCACACAGCGUUAUCUCAAAUUCUCACGAAGCCCCUCUCUGAAAGAUUUGCUAGACACCGGGAGGUUUCAGACAAGAUCAAGCAGACCGUAAUAGAAUUGGGCUUGAAACAGGUUGCCGCCAACCCAGACGAUCAAGCGCACGGUAUGACAGCCAUCUAUCUACCUGAUACUGUCAAGGCUACCGAUUUGCUUCCCAAACUUGCCAAGAGCGGUGUCGUAUUUGCUGGCGGCAUUCAUAAAGAGAUCGCAGCAAAAUAUGUGCGUUUCGGGCACAUGGGUGUCAGCGUGACCGACCCUGCCAGAACUGACAUUGAUAAGGCGCUCGCUGCGUUGAAGAACGGUUUGGCCGACUGCGGAUAUCAGAAGGCGUAA
Messenger RNA from Hypoxylon fragiforme, 1709 nucleotides. RefSeq names its product alanine--glyoxylate aminotransferase. The record is from RefSeq and is a predicted model, not a curated record. NCBI's taxonomy places the organism in Eukaryota, Fungi, Ascomycota, Sordariomycetes, Xylariales, Hypoxylaceae. The coding region runs from base 399 to 1709 and encodes 436 amino acids. The transcript is spliced from 4 exons. Gene Ontology annotation, cellular component: peroxisome. Gene Ontology annotation, molecular function: L-alanine:glyoxylate transaminase activity; L-serine:pyruvate transaminase activity.